Messenger RNA from Podarcis lilfordi (Lilford's wall lizard), 180 nucleotides. The record is from the annotation of a GenBank genome assembly. Lineage: Eukaryota; Metazoa; Chordata; Lepidosauria; Squamata; Lacertidae.
GACAGCAGCUGUGGCAAAGACUUAAAUACAGUUUCUAAAGACAUACACAGCAAAGAGUUUUACUGUGUCAAACUUCAGGAAGUGAGUAAAGGAGGUGUAAAUGAAAAGAAAGAGCUAAAGAAUGAGAUUGCUAAAGCUGAUACCAUGAAGUGUAACAUAAAAUCAGAGAAGGCAGAGCAG